This is a messenger RNA of Sporothrix brasiliensis 5110, 654 nucleotides long. RefSeq lists its product as uncharacterized. The transcript is spliced from 3 exons. The record is from RefSeq and is a predicted model, not a curated record. Gene Ontology annotation, cellular component: nucleus. Bases 1 to 654 code for a protein of 217 amino acids. NCBI's taxonomy places the organism in Eukaryota, Fungi, Ascomycota, Sordariomycetes, Ophiostomatales, Ophiostomataceae.
AUGGCGUGUCACACUGGAGCCGAAUUGCAUGCGAGCAACGCAAACCCGGCUACCAAGGGCCAGAUUCUCGCCUCUCUACCAUCUGACGACGUUGUCGAUACGCUCGUCAACCAUUAUCUCGACUCAUUCGGUGCCACGCAUUGCCUUUUCCACCCGGCACAGCUGCGGUACGAAGUCCAGCAGUUUUACGAUGCGCGCUCCGAGGUGUCCGACGAAUGGCUUGCCCAGCUUUGCAUGAUUCUCGCACUCGGUGCCGAAUCCUUGCCUGACUCUCUCUUCAGUGGCUCGGGCCAGUCUUCCACAGAAUGGUCAAACAUCUUUCUUAACGCAGCCCAGGCCUCGUUUGGCCGCUCGUCCUAUAUGGUGGCGCCAACCCUCUGUACCGUUCGCACGCUCUGCAUGAUGCUUCUGGCCAAGUUGGUCGAAGCACAGGCCAGUGGUGGCAGCACCAGUGGAAACAAUGGAGACAUCGGGCGCGACAGUGCUACCACAGAAAGUAGCGACGGCAUACCGUCUUUCACCAACGGCUACUCGCCUCUUCCAGAUCUCUGCUUCUACACCGCUCAACGAAGGCUGGAAUACAAGCGUUUCGCAGGUCAGAUCACCCAGACGCGAGCAAGCAUACAGCAGCAGACAGCGUCGAAACAGAAAUGA